GGGGGAAAGAACCUCGCCGACUUCCGUAGUAAUUUCCUCGUCGGUCUUGUACUUGUGUCAUGGCUUCGCUCCGUAGUCGCAAAGAUGAAUCCGGCCACAGAAGCUCCCCAGCUCGAGUCCAGAAGGAAGCUUCCGGCGACUCUUCCACGGUGUUAAUGAAACUUUUGGCUGCGGGCUUUUACGGACUCAGCUCGUUUCUCAUCGUUGUGGUGAACAAAAGUGUCCUCACCAACUACAGGUACAAAGAUUUCCAUCAUCGACGUGUGUUGGAAUCGGACAGAUGUUGGCCACGAUCGUAGUCCUGAGGGCUGGGAAGGGUGUGGGUGUCAUCUCCUUCCCAGACAUGGAUCUUAGUGUGCCUCGCAAGAUGUUCCCGCUGCCUCUGCUGUACGUUGGGAAUCAGAUAUCAGGACUGUUCGGGACACAGCGACUCAAUUUGCCCAUGUUUACAGUUCUCAGGAGGUUCAGCAUUUUCCUCACCAUGGUGUUUGAAGGACUUCUGCUAAACAAAACCUUCUCUGCUCCCAUUAAGAUGACAGUGUUCACUAUGAUCUUUGGCGCUUUUAUCGCUGCGAGCGACGACUUGGCCUUCGAUCUGGAGGGAUACUUCUUUGUGAUGCUGAAUAAUGUUCUGACGGCAGCCGGCGGGGUGUAUACGAAGCAGAAACUUGACUCGAAGGAGCUUGGUAAAUACGGGCUGCUGUAUUACAACGCCCUGAUCAUGGUCAUACCCACGCUGCUGUACGCUCACUGCUCAGGAGACCUGCUGAUGGGGCUGGAGUAUAAAGGCUGGUCUGACCCCCUGUUUGUUGUGCAGUUUGUGCUCUCCUGUGUUAUGGGCUUCAUCCUGAUGUACUCCAUCUUGCUGUGCACACAGUGCAACUCGGCUCUCACCACCUCCAUCAUAGGUUGCAUUAAAAAUAUCCUCGUCACCUACAUCGGAAUGAUGUUCGGCGGAGACUACAUAUUCACCUGGACCAACUUUUUGGGUCUGAACAUCAGCAUCGCUGGUAGUCUGGUUUACUCCUACAUCACCUUCACACAGGAACACACACGUCAGAGUAGAAAAGUUGUAAGUCUUGGAGUAGCGUCAUGAUGCUGAAGAACCACCACGUGCUCUUUUUCUGUUUUAAAUCAACCAAGAAUUUUUAAUGAAACAAUAUCAGCCUUUUGUAAAUUUUUAUAUAAUAAAUGUAAUAUUUUAUCUCCUA
This is a messenger RNA of Nothobranchius furzeri (turquoise killifish), 1211 nucleotides long. RefSeq names its product nucleotide sugar transporter SLC35D2. Gene Ontology annotation, molecular function: UDP-N-acetylgalactosamine transmembrane transporter activity; UDP-glucuronate transmembrane transporter activity; UDP-N-acetylglucosamine transmembrane transporter activity. NCBI's taxonomy places the organism in Eukaryota, Metazoa, Chordata, Actinopteri, Cyprinodontiformes, Nothobranchiidae. Gene Ontology annotation, cellular component: Golgi apparatus. The record is from RefSeq and is a predicted model, not a curated record.